Molecule: messenger RNA, 2834 nt
Organism: Penicilliopsis zonata CBS 506.65
Lineage: Eukaryota; Fungi; Ascomycota; Eurotiomycetes; Eurotiales; Aspergillaceae
Exons: 1
Coding region: 259-2670 (803 amino acids)
Source: RefSeq, a predicted model, not a curated record
UUCCCCCUCCUUCCUCCUUUCACAUCCCCCCCCAUUCUUUCCAAGACUUCAAGACUUCAAUAAUCGCUUGUGCCAAGUCCUCUAGGGGACGCGGCCAAGGCUUUGUCGACGUCAAACAGAGAAGAGAAGGCAACUCAGUCACACCUGUCUGCGCCCCCCCCCUCCUUCUCACCAUGCGCUUUAUAUCUCAACGGCCGUCGUCCUUGUGAGGUGGACAUCAGUGCUCGUCUAUAGCUGUGAGACUACGUCUUUUGAAGAAUGGCUCAGACCCAGUCUCGCGACCGCACGUUUCCCUUCUCGAUCCAACACGCUCUCAGGAUGCUGCUCUCGUCGACGGCAUCCAAGCCGGUCUUUGAUGACUCGGCUCUGGCAGAGGACGGUGACGAGCCGCCGGACCAUCAUACCCAUCCGCAUCUCCUGCAGACCACGUCGAUGAACGCCGUCGAUGACGGUCUGGUCUACAUCAAGUCACCCACCCUCCUCUGUGACCGCAAGGAAUCGCUCCUCACUCGCGCUUUGAAGAACAGCCCCGAGCUGAGCCCUGUCGAUGACCAUCACCAUCUCUCCUACCGUUCCUACCCGCACAGCCAUGUCAGCGGCUUUUCCGCCACCGACUUCAUCAGCGACGGCGGACUUACCAGUCCGUCGCUCUCCAACACACCGAGCCCUCCCCUGUCGCCUCAACUGGCUGGCAGACCCUCCCACAUCUCUUUCAAGACCUCUCCUUCCCGAAUCAAUCCUGCCUCCACUACAAACACCACCACCAACCCGAGCGAGUCGACUGUCGAGGCAAAUCUCGGCCGCAAGCGCUGCAUCAGUUUUGCCUGUGGCCGCAAGAUGUCUACGACAACACCACCUUCGCAACAAGACGAGAAUACCACUAGUCCCGUCGAGAGACAGCAGCCCGAGCCGGAACCGAUCAAGCGCAGGACAACCCUGACUUUUGCCUGCCCGGCGCGUGAGCCCCAGCCGCGUGCGGAACGUUCGCUGUGUCCCAAGGUAUCCUUUCGCUCUCGGCUACGCUGCUCGCCCGCUCCUGUCGGCCGCAAACCGUCCCCAGAGUCUGUGGUAGCAGUCCAAAAUGUUGAUGACAAGACUCCCCCGGCCAGAGAAUUACGUGGUAUUCCAACCAGUGGUCUCGGUAAGUUCGAGGCAUCCGAAGCUACGCGGUUUCACGAAUUCGCUAGCUCGGUCGAGGAAGACGAAGACUGGGUCGCCAAACCCACCGAUUUUCCCGAGAAGAUUACUCUCAAUGACUGCAUGAAGAAGGAGAACGCCAUCCGGAAACUCGGCGAGGAAGCUGAAGAAGAAGCCCUCGAGGAGGAUGAAGAUGACGAUGACGACGAAGAACAAGAAGAAGAAGAAGAAGAGGAGGAGGAGGAGGAGGAGGAGGAGGAGGAGGACGAAGACGAUGAUCUGGAGGAUCUUGCUGAUGAUGAUUCAACCGUUCACGACUUUUCCGACGACGGUAACGAGUCCGACAACGAAGCAGGCUUUGCCGACUCGGAUGACAGCGAUGACGGCUCUGAAUACGAAUUCUGGGCCCCCUCCGCCACCGUGACCGCGGCCACCAGCCCUCAGACCACCUUCGAUCCCUUACAGAUUGCCACCGGCAUUGCGCGCCGCAAUUCCAACACUUCGAUCGAGUCGCUGAACAACGGAGAGCAGUCGCGGCGGCAGUGGUCACCCGUGUCAGCCCGGAAGCGGGAUGGAAGCGGCAGGCGACCCAAGCCGCCCAAGAUGCGGCCCGGAACACCCAAUCUCCCUGACAGCACGGACUUUGUUUGCGGGACGCUGGACGAGGACCGCCCGCUGGAAGCGGCGUACAAGUCGUGUAUAGAACAGCGCCGUCGAUCCAAGCAGAUUGUCAUCCCGCAGGACAUUGACCCCAGCUUCCCCACCACCGACCCGGAGGAGGAGGAUGAUUUGGACGAGGAGGACGAGGAGGACGACGAGAUGGUCGUGGUGAUGCCUUCAAGCCGGAUCCACAAGCAGCUGGCCGCCUAUGACGACGAAGCCCUGCGUGGCCGACCCUCGGGCUCCCGGUCGGGUCGCGUGUCCCCGCGCCAUUCGCCCAAGCGUGUGUUGUCACCGGCGCCCCGCCGGCAGACCCGGGCCUCACCGAAACGCCUCAAGUCGCCGCCGCCCAAACGGGCUCGCAGUCCUCCGCCUCCUGGUCCGCUUCUUCGCCUGGCCGACAUUCCGGCAGUCCCCGCGGUCGCGGUCGACGCCGCCUCGUCCACCUCCCCCCUGCAGACGCGGGGUCUGAACAUCAGCGAGUUGGUGCAGCGGCCAUCGUUGGUGACACGGACCAAAUCGUUGCCGCGGACGCCGAACCCUUUUUUCACCUCGUUGGAUCCGACGCACCGGUGGUCGGGCAUCGUCCCCGUGGACGAGGAGUCGCCCGAGGAUCACGAGCGGUCGCGGGUGCGGCCCGAGGGCCACACGCGCGGGCCGAUCGACAUUGUCGAAGGGCUGGAGAAGAAGCGGCAGAAGCGCAAGGAGAAGUUCUGGCGCCAGCACUGCCGCAAAGCGGCCAAGGAGCAAAUGGAGCGCCGGCCCAUCCCCGGCAAGGGCGCCGAGCGGAUGAAGGAGCUGGGUCUCGAGGUGGCCGAGCGGUGCCGAGCGUACGGCGUCAGCGAAGACGUCCAGCUUGUCCUGUCUGUCUAGCAUGACUGGCAGAUCCCAAAUUCCUUGUCUGUCUAGCAUGACUAGCAGACAACCAACUUUCCUGUACAUAUUUACGUUUGCAUCCCGUGAGCCAGGAGGAUAUUUGUGCAUUUACGGCGACUGAACAUACAAAUAGUUUAUUAAAUUUAAAUCAUAAAUAUUAU